AUGGUGAAGUUCACAGCGGACAAGCUCCGUAAAAAUAUGGACUACAAGCAUAAUAUCCGUAAUAUGUCCGUCAUUGCUCAUGUCGAUCAUGGAAAAUCCACCCUCACUGAUUCACUUGUUGCUGCUGCUGGCAUUAUUGCCACAGAGGUUGCUGGUGACGUUAGAUCGACAGAUACGCGCGCUGAUGAAGCUGAACGUGGUAUCACCAUCAAGUCUACCGGUAUCUCUUUGUUCUAUGAGAUGAGCGAUGAUUCCCUGAAGAGCUACAAGGGAGAGAGAAAUGGCAACGAGUACCUCAUCAAUCUCAUCGACUCUCCCGGGCAUGUCGAUUUCUCUUCCGAGGUGACAGCUGCCCUUCGUAUUACCGAUGGUGCUCUUGUUGUGGUGGACUGCAUUGAAGGAGUGUGUGUUCAGACUGAGACUGUUCUCAGGCAGGCUCUUGGUGAAAGGAUUCGCCCUGUCCUGACUGUUAAUAAGAUGGAUAGGUGUUUCCUCGAACUCCAAGUCGACGGUGAGGAGGCCUACCAGACUUUCCAGAGGGUUAUCGAGAAUGCUAAUGUGAUCAUGGCCACUUAUGAGGAUCCCCUCCUCGGGGAUGUGAUGGUUUAUCCUGAGAAAGGUACCGUUGCUUUCUCUGCUGGUCUGCACGGCUGGGCUUUUACUCUGACCAACUUUGCUAAGAUGUAUGCUUCAAAGUUCGGUGUUGAUGAGGCCAAAAUGAUGCAGAGGCUCUGGGGAGAGAAUUUUUUUGACCCAGCAACCAAGAAGUGGACCAACAAGAACACUGGUUCCCCCACCUGUAAGCGUGGUUUUGUCCAGUUUUGUUAUGAGCCCAUCAAGCAGAUCAUCAACACAUGUAUGAACGACCAGAAGGACAAGCUAUGGCCCAUGCUGCAGAAGCUCGGUGUCAACAUGAAGUCUGAUGAGAAGGAGCUGAUGGGCAAGGCACUGAUGAAGCGUGUCAUGCAGACUUGGCUGCCUGCCAGCAGCGCCCUACUAGAGAUGAUGAUAUUCCACCUCCCAUCCCCUGCCACUGCCCAGAAGUACCGUGUAGAGAACUUGUACGAGGGCCCUCUUGACGAUGCUUAUGCCAAUGCCAUCAGGAACUGUGAUCCUGACGGGCCUCUCAUGCUCUAUGUGUCGAAAAUGAUUCCAGGCGCUGACAAGGGAAGGUUUUUCGCCUUCGGUCGUGUGUUUUCCGGUAGAGUGUCGGCCGGCCUGAAGGUCAGAAUCAUGGGCCCCAACUACGUCCCGGGCGAGAAGAAAGACCUGUACGUCAAGAGUGUUCAGAGAACUGUUAUCUGGAUGGGAAAGAAGCAGGAAACAGUUGAGGACGUUCCCUGUGGUAACACAGUUGCUAUGGGUGGGCUCGACCAGUUCAUCACCAAAAACGCCACCCUCACUAACGAGAAGGAAGUUGAUGCCCACCCUAUCAGGGCCAUGAAGUUCUCUGUCUCGCCUGUCGUGCGUGUUGCUGUCCAGUGUAAGGUGGCAUCUGACCUUCCUAAGCUUGUUGAAGGUCUGAAACGUCUAGCCAAGUCUGAUCCUAUGGUUGUCUGUACUGUGGAAGAGUCUGGUGAGCAUAUUGUUGCUGGUGCUGGCGAGUUGCAUCUCGAUAUCUGCCUGAAGGAUUUGCAGGAAGAUUUCAUGGGUGGGGCUGAGAUCUUAAAAUCCGACCCUAUUGUUUCUUUCCGUGAAACUGUCCUCGAGAGGUCCUGCCGCACGGUCAUGAGCAAAUCCCCCAACAAGCACAACCGUCUUUACAUGGAAGCCCGGCCGCUGGAGGAAGGUCUGGCCGAGGCCAUUGACGAGGGCCGUAUCGGCCCAAGGGACGACCCGAAGAUCCGGUCCAAAAUCCUGUCCGAGGAGUUUGGCUGGGACAAGGAGCUCACUAAGAAGAUCUGGUGCUUUGGGCCCGAGACCAUGGGCCCGAACAUGGUUGUGGACAUGUGUAAGGGAGUGCAGUACCUGAACGAAAUCAAGGACUCUGUGGUUGCUGGUUUUCAGUGGGCCUCCAAGGAAGGCCCGUUGGCCGAGGAGAACAUGAGGGGCGUCUGUUUUGAGGUUUGUGAUGUCGUUCUUCAUGCUGAUGCUAUUCAUAGGGGUGGUGGCCAGGUUAUCCCGACUGCUAGGAGGGUCGUUUAUGCCUCCCACCUAACUGCCAAGCCUCGUCUAUUGGAGCCUGUCUACUUGGUCGAGAUCCAGGCUCCGGAGGGGGCCCUUGGUGGUAUCUACAGUGUGCUGAAUCAAAGGAGGGGGCAUGUGUUUGAGGAAAUGCAGAGGCCUGGCACACCUAUGUACAACAUCAAGGCGUACCUGCCUGUUAUCGAGUCUUUCGGGUUAUCGAGUAAUCUGAGGGCUGCAACUUCGGGGCAGGCUUUCCCGCAGUGCGUGUUUGAUCACUGGGACAUGAUGAGGCCCGACCCGUUGGAAGCUGGUUCUCAGGCUGCGACUCUUGUUGAAGAGAUCAGAAAAAGAAAAGGUUUGAAGGCGGCAAUAACCCCGCUGUCUGAGUACGAGGACAAGCUGUGA
Messenger RNA from Striga hermonthica, 2532 nucleotides. Lineage: Eukaryota; Viridiplantae; Streptophyta; Magnoliopsida; Lamiales; Orobanchaceae. The record is from the annotation of a GenBank genome assembly.